CCCAAGAAGCAGAGAGUCUUUCAAGGACCAAAGAGAAAGAGGAACCGAAAGAGGAAGAAACAAGCUUAGAAAUGCCUGAUGAACAAGAAAUAAGAGAUAUUUCACAUAAUACAGAUAACGAAAUAGAGGACACUCAGAAAGAUGCUGAACAAGCAACCACUUUCUCAGAAGCAAAACUCACAACAAGAGAUGAACUUGCAAUAGACAGCCCAUUUUUCAAGGAUAAUGACAAAGAAAAUAACUCUCCUCAUAAGAAUACAUCAUCAGAAAUUCCAAUGGAAAAAGACUUUACAACU
Racocetra persica is the source of this 296-nucleotide messenger RNA. The record is from the annotation of a GenBank genome assembly. NCBI's taxonomy places the organism in Eukaryota, Fungi, Glomeromycota, Glomeromycetes, Diversisporales, Gigasporaceae.